Messenger RNA from Diuraphis noxia (Russian wheat aphid), 566 nucleotides. It is a transcript of the gene lwr, whose product is annotated as ubiquitin conjugating enzyme lesswright. The record is from RefSeq and is a predicted model, not a curated record. NCBI's taxonomy places the organism in Eukaryota, Metazoa, Arthropoda, Insecta, Hemiptera, Aphididae.
CUUGAUUCAUUAGGUUCCUUCAGUUCCUUGGCCUUCGUAGAUGACCGACUGGUAAUUGGUAUUGGGUUAGACGCAUUAUUGGCUAUUGCAUGUCUACUGGUAUUCCGUAUCCAACGUACGAUCUGCUUGACGCUUGUGAUUUCAUUGUUCGUUCUGCGUUCCCCCGUCGUAACAACUACCACGAUCUCGGAUUUCUGCCGACGUUUUGAUAACUGAAAUCUCCCGCGGGUUUACACCGUAGUUGUUCGUUUAUCGUUACAGUUUUUCAUCAGCUGCUCGUGCGCCGCGGCUGUCCACUCGGCGGUUCUCCUAGAAAUUCAUAUUGUGUGCAUUCCUUCGACACUCCGUCUGAUUCGGACAAUACAAAAAUGUCUGGUAUUGCAUUAACUCGAUUAUCAGAAGAACGUAAAGGAUGGAGGAAAGAUCAUCCAUUUGGUUUUGUCGCUAAACCAGGCAAGAAUCCAGAUGGUUCUUUAAACCUUAUGGUAUGGGAAUGCUAUAUACCUGGAAGAAAGAGUGUAAGUAUUAUUAACAUUUUUAUUUAAUUUUAUACCUGUGUCUGAUUA